CCCACUCCCUCCUCCCUACUUUAAUGCUAGCUAAGAUGGUGGUGAGAGCGUAAAUUGUCUCCACAGUACCAAGAAAAGAAAGGGGCAAACCAUCUUUAUAGCCUUUUAUUCACAACAGAACAACACAACUACGGUUAUCUUAAGUGACCGGUUAUAGCAAUUUUGACAUUUCAGAUACAUUGGCUCGCAGUCCCCGCCCAAUUUGGUGUGACUCCCUCGGAGUGGAAUCCUAAGCUAAAUACGGACAGGCACAAUGUAGCACAUCUGCGCCACAAACUACAGCCUCCAAAAGGACCAUGCAGUUGAGUCAACUCCUCCCUAAAAGCCCUGUGCUCUGUGACCCGCCUCAACACUCACCUUCGCCGCGCCAUAGGAUGUCCAACAGCCCUGAAUUGAAGGACGACCCCAUGGAGUGCCCUCUGUGCAUGGAACCGCUGGAGAUUGAUGACGUCAACUUCUUCCCCUGCACUUGUGGCUAUCAGAUCUGUCGCUUCUGUUGGCAUCGCAUCCGCACAGACGAGAACGGCCUGUGCCCCGCCUGCAGAAAGCCGUACCCAGAGGACCCUGCUGUGUACAAGCCUCUGUCACAGGAGGAGAUCCAAAGGAUAAAGAACGAAAAGAAGCAGAAACAGAAUGAGAAGAAGCAGAAGGUGACAGAAAACCGAAAGCAUCUGGCCAGUGUCAGAGUGGUCCAGAGAAACCUGGUGUUUGUGGUGGGGCUCUCGCAGCGACUCGCCGACCCAGAGGUCUUAAAACGACCCGAAUAUUUUGGGAGGUUUGGGAAAAUCCAUAAAGUGGUCAUCAACAAUAGCACAUCCUACGCGGGUUCACAGGGGCCCAGUGCCAGCGCUUAUGUCACUUACAUCCGCUCUGAAGAUGCUUUAAGAGCAAUACAGUGUGUGAACAAUGUGGUUGUUGAUGGAAGAACUCUCAAGGCUUCUUUAGGCACAACAAAGUACUGCAGUUACUUCCUUAAAAGUAUGCAGUGUCCCAAACCUGAUUGUAUGUAUCUACAUGAGCUGGGGGACGAAGCAGCUAGCUUUACUAAAGAGGAGAUGCAGGCGGGCAAACAUCAAGAGUAUGAGCAGAAACUCCUCCAAGACCUCUAUAAAAUUAACCCUAGCUUUCUACAACCUCCAACAUGUGGAACAGAGAAGUUAAAGAGUAAAUCCAACUCCACACAAAGCAGAACCAACGGUAGCAAUGGUAAAGAUGGGUGGCCAACGCUGUCAGGACACAACAAACUGGCCAACGGGCUUUCAGAGGACCGCAAGUCUCCUCCGCUGCUAGACUAUCUAGACCAAGAAGUUCUUACUUCAGAUGGGCUAGAAACAGACCUGGGUCCUGGUCAGCGUACUGUGCUGUCUCCUUUCUCCUCUAACUGUGACAGUAACAGUCCCAGUGAUAAACCUCCAGAUUCCCUUGGUAUGGUGAAUGGAGAGACUUUACAACAGAUCCCCACCAGUGACUCCCCAUCUCCCCCCCCGGGUUUAAGCAAGCCCAGCUUGGUGGUGCCUAUCAGCAUGUCAGACCUCACAGCCCGUUCACCCUUCGAGGGAGCGGCGGCUGAGUCCCAGUCGCUCUUUUCAGACAACAGUAACUUCAGACAUCCUAACCCUCUCCCCGCUGGCCUGCCCCCCUUCCCCAGCUCCCCCCGCAGCAAUUCCGACUGGCCCAUGACCCCUGAACCACAGAGCCUCUUCACAUCAGACACAAUACCAGUGUCUUCUUCCACAGACUGGCAGGCGGCCUUUGGCUUCGGGUCGUCCAGCAAGCAGCAAGACGACGAUCUGGGCUUCGAUCCUUUUGACGUCACUCGCAAAGCCUUGGCCGACCUGAUAGAGAAGGAGCUGUCCGUGCAGGAUCAGAGCCCCUUGUCUCCGGGGCUCCUCUCCCAUGGUGGGAGCAACCACGGUCCCGGCCUGCCUCCUCUCAACCCAAACCCCAGCUCCUCUCACCACUUCCCCAGCGGCCUGCCGCGCCUCCCCCAGCUGCACCACAGAGCGAUCUACAGCUCCUUCAGUUUUCCCGGCAGUCAGAACAGCCAGGCCAAUCAGCAGCAGCCAUCGGCCAGACACCCCUGGAUGGGCGUCCCAACACGAAAUAACCUCACACACUUGAACCACUCAGCCAGUGCUGCCUCACACAGUAAUUCCCUGGACCUGAAUCUGCCCCCACAGCACAAUACAGGGCUGGGAGGGAUCCCCAUCUCAGAAAACAGCGGCUCUAUAGACGGCUUAAAUGUGAAAGAGUGGCAGGAUGGCCUGAGAGCUCUCCUGCCCAACAUCAAUAUCAACUUUGGGGGUCUCCCAAACUCCUCUUCCUCUUCAUCCUCCUCAUCCUCAAACAGUGUUAAUCACAUCGGUGGGCCCGUGGGGCCAGCAGGCCUCUCACACAGCCUGAGCUGGGACGGCACAGCCAGUUGGAUGGACCCUGCUAUCAUCACAGGUAGAAAUUUUUACUGAAAUGGUGAAGGAACU
Molecule: messenger RNA, 2480 nt
Organism: Etheostoma cragini (Arkansas darter)
Lineage: Eukaryota; Metazoa; Chordata; Actinopteri; Perciformes; Percidae
Gene: cnot4a
Product: CCR4-NOT transcription complex, subunit 4a
Exons: 13
Coding region: 297-2465 (722 amino acids)
Biological process (GO): protein ubiquitination
Cellular component (GO): CCR4-NOT complex
Molecular function (GO): ubiquitin-protein transferase activity; RNA binding; metal ion binding
Source: RefSeq, a predicted model, not a curated record